Molecule: messenger RNA, 3779 nt
Organism: Micropterus dolomieu (smallmouth bass)
Lineage: Eukaryota; Metazoa; Chordata; Actinopteri; Centrarchiformes; Centrarchidae
Product: protein NLRC3-like
Exons: 11
Coding region: 231-3590 (1119 amino acids)
Molecular function (GO): protein binding
Source: RefSeq, a predicted model, not a curated record
GAAAUGGUUUCAGUUUCUUUGCUGUGGGUGGAUGGAAACUGAUUGAGAAUCUCCACUCAGAGAACAACAGGAUGUGGUAUGAAGCAGUCAUAAGAUCUUUAACUUGUCCCACCUCCCAUCCAACACUUAAACUGGAAUCUUAUUGUUGUCACACGUCGACCUCCAGGCUGUUUAUUGUCUCAGUCUGAAUCAGGCGUGGUUUCCUCUGCAUCUCUCUCUCAGCGGAUAAGAUGGAAGAGGAGGACAGAGCAGAGUCUGCAGGAUCCAGCUGUCUGUCUAUGAAGAGUGACUGGUCCAAAGGAGGAAUUCCUCCAGACUUCAGUCCUGAACCUGGACCCUCAGACACAAAAGUUCAGUCCAACAGACAGAGAGCAGAGUCUGCAGCAUCCAGCUGUCUGUCUAUGAAGAGUGACUGGUCCAAAGGAGGAAUUCCUCCAGACUUCAGUCCUGAACCUGGACCCUCAGACACAGGAUCCAGCUGUCUGUCUAUGAAGAGUGACUGGUCCAAAGGAGGAAUUCCUCCAGACUUCAGUCCUGAACCUGGACCCUCAGACACAGGAUCCAGCUGUCUGUCUAUGAAGAGUGACUGGUCCAAAGGAGGAAUUCCUCCAGACUUCAGUCCUGAACCUGGACCCUCAGACACAGGAUCCAGCUGUCUGUCUAUGAAGAGUGACUGGUCCAAAGGAGGAAUUCCUCCAGACUUCAGUCCUGAACCUGGACCCUCAGACACACGAUCCAGCUGUCUGUCUAUGAAGAGUGACUGGUCCAAAGGAGGAAUUCCUCCAGACUUCAGUCCUGAACCUGGACCCUCAGACACACGAUCCAGCUGUCUGUCUAUGAAGAGUGACUGGUCCAAAGGAGGAAUUCCUCCAGACUUCAGUCCUGAACCUGGACCCUCAGACACACGAUCCAGCUGUCUGUCUAUGAAGAGUGACUGGUCCAAAGGAGGAAUUCCUCCAGACUUCAGUCCUGAACCUGGACCCUCAGACACACGAUCCAGCUGUCUGUCUAUGAAGAGUGACUGGUCCAAAGGAGGAAUUCCUCCAGACUUCAGUCCUGAACCUGGACCCUCAGACACAGGAUCCAGCUGUCUGUCUAUGAAGAGUGACUGGUCCAAAGGAGGAAUUCCUCCAGACUUCAGUCCUGAACCUGGACCCUCAGACACAAAAGAGAGGAAGAGGAGUCAUGUUUCUGUGGAGGAGCAGCCGUCCUGCUGUGCUUUGUGUCAGGACGUCCUGAAGGAUCCAGUCUCUACCAGCUGUGGACACUGGUUCUGCAGACGGUGCAUCACCUCAUACUGGGACCAGUCUGCUUCAUCAGGACACUCCUCCUGUCCCCAGUGUGGAGACAGAUCCAGAACCAGAGCUGGACUGCAGACAGCCAGUCAGAACAGCUCUGUACACAUGGAUGGCAGUCUGCAGGAGGUUUUAGAUGAACAUAAGAUCAUCCUCACGCUGCUCCAUGUUUUCCAUCCAACAUUACAGAAGGUCCCAGCAGAGAAGCUCGCCGUCUGGAAACUGUUGUUCAUCUUUGACGGCCUGGAUGAAAGCAGACUUUCAUUGGAUUUCCACAACAGUGAGGUUGUGUCUGAUGUCACACAGAAGUCAUCAGUCAACCUGCUGCUGACAAACCUCAUCGAGGGGAAUCUGCUUCCCUCGGCUCUCGUCUGGAUAACUUCCAGACCUGCGGCGGCCAAUCGGAUCCCUCCUUCGUGUGUUGGCAGGGUAACAGAAGUACGAGGCUUCACUGACGCCCAGAAGGAGGAGUACUUCAGGAGGAGAGUCAGUGAUGAAGAGCUGUCCAGCAGAAUCAUCUCACACAUCAAGACCUCCAGGAGCCUCCACAUCAUGUGUCUAAUCCCAGUCUUCUGCUGGAUCACUGCUACAGUUCUGGAGCACAUGUUGACUACAGAGCAGAGAGGAGAGCUGCCCAAGACCCUGACUGACCUGUACUCACACUUCCUGCUGGUUCAGAUAAAGAGGAAGAAGCAGAAGUACGAUGAGGGACAUGAGACGAGUCCACAGGAGCUGACGGAGGCUGACAGGAAGGUUCUUCUGAAGCUGGGGAGGCUGGCGUUUAAACAGCUGGAGAAAGGAAACAUCAUGUUCUACCAAGAAGACCUGGAGCAGUGUGGUCUUGAUGUCACAGAGGCCUCGGUGUACUCAGGAGUUUGUACAGAGAUCUUCAAAAGAGAGAGUGUGAUCUUCCAGAAAACGGUCUACUGCUUUGUUCAUCUGAGCGUUCAGGAGUUUCUGGCUGCAGUCUACAUGUUCCACUGUUACACCAGCAGGAACAAAAAGGGACUGGAGGACUUCCUGUGGAAAGACUGUGAGCAUGACCCAAGCCUGGAGGACCUCCUGAGGAGUUCCAUGAAGAAAUCUCUCGAAAGUAAAAAUGGCCACCUGGACCUGUUUGUUCGCUUCCUUCAUGGCCUCUCUCUGGAGUCCCACCAGAGACUCUUAGGAGGCCUGCUGGGUCGGACAGACAACAGUCCAGAAAUCAUCCAGAGAGCCAUCAACAACCUGAAGGAGAUGAACAUGAACUGGAUCUCUCCUGACAGAAGCAUCAACAUCUUCCACUGUCUGACGGAGAUGAACGACCACUCAGUACAUCAGGAGAUCCAAGAGUUCCUGAAGUCAGAGAACAGAUCAGAGAAGGAACUCUCUGAGAUCCACUGCUCAGCUCUGGCCUACAUGCUGCAGAUGUCAGAGGAGGUUCUGGAUGAGUUGGACCUGCAGAAGUACAACACAUCAGAGGAGGGACGACGGAGACUGAUUGCAGCUGUGAGAAACUGCAGAAAGGCUCUACUUUCCUUUUGUGGACUCUCAAAAACUCAGUGUGAAGUCGUGGCUGCAGCUCUGAAGUCCAACCCCUCCCAUCUGAGAGAGCUGGACCUGAGUGACAACGACCUGCAGGAUUCAGGAGUGAAGCUGCUGUCUGCUGGACUGGAGAGUCCAAACUGUAGACUGAAGACUCUGAGAUUGGAGAGCUGCAGUUUGUCAGAGAUCAGCUGUGCUUCUCUGGCCUCAGCUCUGAAAUCCAACCCCUCCCAUCUGAGAGAGCUGGACCUGAGUGAAAACAAGCUGCAGGAUUCAGGAGUGAAGCUGCUGUGUGGUUUUCUGGAGAGCCCAGACUGUAGACUGGAGACUCUGAGAUUGUGGCGCUGCAAUUUGUCAAAGAUCAGCUGUGCUUCUCUGGCCUCAGCUCUGAAGUCCAACCCCUCCCAUCUGAGAGAGCUGGAGCUGAGUAACAACAAGCUGCAGGAUUCAGGAGUGAAGCUGCUGUGUGGUUUUCUGGAGAGUCCACACUGCAGACUGGAGACUCUGAGAUUGAGAGACUGCAGGUUGUCAGAGAUCAGCUGUGCUUCUCUGGCCUCAGCUCUGAAGUCCAACCCCUCCCAUCUGAGAGAGCUGGAGCUGAGAUACAACUACCUUCAGGAUUCAGGAGUGAAGCUGCUGUCUGAUCUGAAGGAGAGUCCACACUGCAGACUGGAGACUCUGAGGUCAGUAGAGGGUUGGACUCAUGCUGGUUUCAGCAGUAUUGUACUAAACACAGUUAGUAUCAAAGCAGAGAUCCAGUAUUUCCUGUAAACCUCCAACCUUCUCAGCGGCUGCUUUCCUCAGUGAAGCUGUGAGAGGAGAAUGGUGACAGGCUUCAGGAUUGGACAGAAAGACAGAGAGAGAGAGAGAACAGGCAGUGAUCAUGUGUUUGAGUUGAUGUGAAGACGACUGUUGUUGUUGUGUUCAUGUCUCCAGGAAAUAAAGCUGGAUUCCAGCUGA